Moneuplotes crassus is the source of this 1034-nucleotide messenger RNA. The record is from the annotation of a GenBank genome assembly. NCBI's taxonomy places the organism in Eukaryota, Ciliophora, Spirotrichea, Euplotida, Euplotidae.
AAUUUUGAGAAAUAAUGUCUCUCACUGUACAAACUUCAGAUGACAUCUGCCAUAUUUGCUUAUCUAAAAUCACAUUCCCUGUGCGUCUGAACUGAAGCCACAAAUUCUGAAAGCCUUGUAUUCAAGAAUGAUGGAAAGAACGAAUCAUGAGAAAGUUUGAGCCUGCUUGUCCCGAUUGAUGGUCUCAGAUUGAUGAGCAAAUUAAAUCUAGUGUAUUGCCCAAUAAUAUAUUAGAAAAACAUCAAGAAUUUCAAAGGCAAAAAAGAGUCGAUCGGGACCCAAAUCUUCAUUGGUGACCCUCUAUAAAUUGUGAUCAAUUCGUGUAUUGAGCCCCUGACACCAAUGCUGGCAAGACUAAAGCAACAUGUGAAUGAGGUUAUGAAUUCUGAAUUUCUUGUCAUGAAGCUUGGCAUUCCAAUAAAUGAUUUAAGAAUUAAAACUAGUUGGAUCAGAAGAAUUUAUAAAAAUAAGAAGAUCAAGAGAUGUCCUAAAUGUAAAACUAAUAUUCAAAAGAUAACUGGGUGUAAUCAUAUGACCUGAAGUGUAUGACUCCACCAAUUCUGAUGGAGCUGAGGAGGAGACUAUCAUCCAUCUCAUUACAGUACAUUCUCUCUAUGAUCACUUGAAGGUGAAAAUCGUACUGAUCUCCUUCUUAUGAUGCUAUUGCUACCACUUGUACUUUUCUUCUUUCCUUUUACGAUACUAUUUGCAAUCCGAAAAAUUCUAAAGGAGUGGAUGGAUUUCUACUGAUAUGACAGCAUCAGCUUCAUAAUAGCUUUCUGAAUUGCUUUACCCCUUGGGUUCUUAAUGCAGGCAUUUUACCCUCAAGUGAUGCUGUUUUUAUUUACCACUUGGGUGAGAUUUCACAUAAAUAAAUGAAAGUUUCGAUACUAACAAUUUUUCAUUAUAAUAAAAACCUAAGAACAUAAAAUUCAUACCUUAAUGUCAGUGGUUUAUGGGGUCAUCAGAUUCUUAAGCAAAGGGCUCUAACUGUGACGUUACGAUCCGAAUCAACAGUUUUAAUAAAAGGUUUC